Messenger RNA from Carassius carassius (crucian carp), 993 nucleotides. RefSeq names its product coiled-coil domain-containing protein 106-like. Lineage: Eukaryota; Metazoa; Chordata; Actinopteri; Cypriniformes; Cyprinidae. The coding region runs from base 178 to 993 and encodes 271 amino acids. The record is from RefSeq and is a predicted model, not a curated record. The transcript has 5 exons. Gene Ontology annotation, cellular component: nucleoplasm.
UCUGCAUCCAUCUAACUAUUCUUCUUUUUUUCGUGUUAUCAUAACUUCUAAUAUUUUUUAGGAGUUCUUGCAAUAACCGAGUCAUCUGUAACCUGCUUUCUAAGCCAACAACCGAACCAGCCUCUGUCCUGUUCCACAUUCAAAUGUUGUGGCACUUUAAAUUUUGGUGCCUACUGGAUGCGCACGACGUGCGUACCUGACUGUCCCGCGUUUAUAAUUGUCGUAAAACAUACCACACGGACAACAUACAGGAGCAUCAAAGAAACUAAGUACCCACGAAGUUCUCUAUUUGAGAUGAAAAUUCGUUUCAGCAAAAGAGCACAUGGUGGAGUGAUGGAGGCCAAGGAAGGUAAAGAAGAAGUACAAAUUGUGGAAGAUGCGAUUGCGAAUGAGGGCCUACAACAAGAUGUGGAUGAGGUCCCUGUUGGCCCAAAGAGAAAGAAGACAGUCAAACAUUCCCCGAGGAAAUUAUUGACCACAACGGAUGGAAUCAUCCGCCGCUACAAGAAUGCCCUUAAGAGAUUCACCAAGUUUGGAUCCAUGAAAAAGGCCUUCACCAAGAUUAAUGUUGACCGCAACACAAUUGCAAGAACAGCUAUAAUUGCUGAGCUAGCAAUCACAUAUCCUGAUACAUUUCAGGAGCUGCUCCCUACAGAUGAAGUCAAUGAGAAGAUCUCAGAGUUUGCAGAGCGCUGCAAGAGGGCUAUGACAAAAGAGAUGGCUGAAACGAUCACAGCAAAGAAAAAAACUCCUCCCAAUAAUGUACAAGUACACCUAUUUUUUUUUCUUCUCCUAAACAAUGGCAGGGACACAGACCGCAUUGACGGAUCGGCGAGCAGCACAGGCAGCGAUUCUGAGCCAAGCAGGAAGACAAGAGACGGACCCCUCAUGCUGAUUUAUGAUGUUCAGAAGCAGAACACCAGUAGAGAGGUCGGUCAGAUGGCGCACGGGUCAGAGUCUGAGCUGGCCAUAUUACAGAGUCAGCUCUUUUGA